GGUAGUGCGCGGGGUGCAGGGCGCGUGACGGCUUUAACUCAAGCACGCGUUCAUUUCUUAACAAUGCGCGCGGUUAGGUUUCCCCGAGCGAACAGGUUCCCCUGGAGGAGAAGUGUGAGCUUUUAAAACCGACCCGCUAAACAGAAUGAGGAGAAUAUUAACUCGGUAAAAUAACAAUAGUUAAUAAUGAUUUAUAGUAAUAAUAAUAAUAAAUAAUAAUAAUAAUAAGAGAGAGAGUGAUCCGGGGGAAGAACCCAUGAUGUUCUGAGGAAGGACGAGACUGGAGACUGGGAGGAGAAAAGAGAAAGGAAAGACUAAGGUGGAAAGCGAAUACCCAGGAUGAUUUGCGGCUUGAAUAAAACCAAGUUCAUAGGCGUGAUGAUGAUGGUCAACUUCCUGAUUUACAUCCUGGUGGAGAUGACACGGAGUUAUGGCAGCCUGGACCCCACGAAGCCCCGCAUACCAUCGAAGCUAUUCUGGAAAAAGCCCCAAGUCAGCAAGGCCUUUUGGAACAGCAAGCAACAACAUCUUGACUUUGUUUACAACCCGCUAAUCGUUCCCACUACCGUUGGCACCGUCAGCGUGUCCCUUGGAGAAGUCACACAGCACUCCAAUCAGAUAAACUUUACAACCAAGAUAGAACAGUGCAAACCAGACUUUACGGUAACCACACAGAUUAAGGAUUACAAUUCCCUGCCUCAACGCUUCAAAGAUUUCCUGCUUUAUAUGCAGUGUAGAUCGUACCCGAUGCUUAUAGAUGCACCAGGUGUGUGUUCUGAAACACCGUUCCUGCUGCUUGCUGUCAAGUCACUGACGCCUCAUUUUGACCGGCGCCAGGCUAUCCGGGAGUCCUGGGGACGUGCAGGGAUCCUGGCCAACUACAGUGUGGCCACCGUCUUUCUCUUGGGCAACACAGAGGGAACCGAUUACUUCCCGAAUGUUUCGGAUAUGCUUCGUUACGAGGCCUCGCUGCAUGGUGACCUGCUGCAGUGGGACUAUCGUGACACGUUCUUCAAUCUCACCCUGAAAGAAGUCCUGUUCCUUGAGUGGAUGGCCGAGCGCUGCCCUUCAGCCCGGUACAUCUUCAAGGGUGACGAUGAUGUCUUUGUGAACACCAGAAGCAUCUUGAAUUACCUCAGCGGACUCUCGGGGAACAAGGCGCGAGAUUUAUUUGUCGGAGACGUGAUCAGUAAAGCCGGGCCCCACCGCGACAAGAAGCUGAAAUACUACAUCCCCGAAAAUAUCUUUGUCGGAUCUUAUCCACCGUACGCGGGCGGUGGAGGUUACUUGUACUCUGUUGACGUGGGAAUCCGGUUGAGAAACAUCUCUCAGCACGUCUCGCUUUUUCCCAUCGAUGACGUCUAUACUGGCAUGUGCCUGCAGAAACUUGGCUUGGUGCCGGAAAAGCACCAAGGAUUUAGGACUUUCAACAUAGAGGAAAAGUACAGAGAGAGUGCCUGCGCCUACCAAAGUUUAAUGCUGGUCCAUCCCAGGAGUCCACAGGAGAUGAUUAAAAUCUGGGGCUGGAUUAGCGACCCCGAGUUAAACUGCCAGUGAUUGAGUGGGACUGUGGUUACAAGGUCAUAAAAUUGAGGGCCUAAUUCUGGAUCACCUGCUAGUCCGGAUGCUGGUGUAGAAGACAUCAGAUUAGGUCUUCAGAUAGUCCAGGCUGGAUUCCACAUGAAUGGAUUGUCCAACCUCUGACUUAACUUGAUGAGCAAAGAAUAAGAUCGCUAAUAUCUCAUCAUCUGUCAGGUAAUCUAAAGUGAAAGUUAAUUGCCCGGUACCAGUGUCCCUCCAACAGCAGCCACCUCACACUUACUUCUCAACUUGUUCAGCAAAUGUCUUUUCACUCAUUUUGUAAAAAAUAUAAUUUCUUUUCACUCAUUUUGUGAAACUUCUUUUGUUAGAUUUGACGCCGUCUUGGGUCUGAAAUAAAAAGAAAAUAUGAAAGUUAAUAACAGGCAUAAAUGCCAACAGACCCAGAUUCUUGGCACACCUUUUUUUUUUUCUUGUUCCAACAUUUGCAAAACUAGUAUUUACAAAUAAAAAAGGCAUUAUUUUUCUUUCCUUUAUAACAGUUGCAAACUUACAGUUACAGUAUUCUUUCAACCAAAAAAAUAUCAUUUUCCUUUUUUUCAGUGUUCAUUUUUGUUUAUAUACAUUAAAAUAUUGUCAAACUAACGUAAUAAAAUCCUGCACGUUCUGAUAGACAUUCAGUAUCAUUAAAAUGUCCUGCGAUGUUGUGAUGUAUUGUAUUGUUGUCAUGUUGCUCACCUUUAGUUCUGGUCCAGAUUGUCAGGUUUCAAUAGCUUUCCAAGCCGUCCGUUUUAAAUGACUGUAUGUGCUUACCUUUUUCUACCUAUUUUUAUACACGGAAUAUUUCAUUCUUUCAAAAACUGCUGUCUGCAAGUGAUGUUACAACCAAAGAAUGUCAUUUGAAUUCAUUUAUUUAAACAUGGAGUGCAUUUGAUAGCUUAAGCUUAAAAUAAUUAAUUACAUGUAUAAAAAGACUCAAGUGUUCCUGCGAAAGUUGAUUUAACAGUGAUCUAAUUCUGUCAUGAGGUCUAGUAGGCAAGUUGUGCUUUGGGGGGAAUAUGAGGUGGUAUCAAAAAGUUUGGAGACUAGUUUUGUGAUACACCACCAGAUGGCAGCACAAGGCUCCACACGCAGUCACAUGGAGCACUGACCUUCAUAAGCCAGUGUGCUGAAAGACAUCGUCCUGAGUACAUCGUGAGCCAUGCGUCUGGUGCUAUUCUGACCACGUGCUAACCGUUAGCAUGUCUGCGAUUUCAUCAUCGACAGCAAGUUAGAACAAAGAGCGAACGUGAAAGUCUGUGUGAAACUGGGCAAAUCUGCCAGAGAGACGUUUGCCGAUGCUGUAAUUCGAGUUGUUGGAGAUGUUCCAAGUGGCAUGCACGCUUUAAGAGCCCAAGAACGUAACUGUGAGACUAGAGAGAUCAGGAAAACCUUCAACAAGCUCAACCCCCUGUUCGGCAACAUGUACAUGAUGCUCAUCACACAACAAUCCACAACAUCGCUGCCAUUGCCGGUGUAUCAUAUGCAACAGUCCAGGCGAUCCUCACGUGUGAUUUGAAUAUGCUGCCAAGUUCGUCCCCAGGAGCAG
Messenger RNA from Clarias gariepinus (North African catfish), 3127 nucleotides. RefSeq names its product UDP-GlcNAc:betaGal beta-1,3-N-acetylglucosaminyltransferase 2a (gene b3gnt2a). Gene Ontology annotation, cellular component: membrane. Gene Ontology annotation, molecular function: hexosyltransferase activity. The transcript is spliced from 2 exons. NCBI's taxonomy places the organism in Eukaryota, Metazoa, Chordata, Actinopteri, Siluriformes, Clariidae. The coding region runs from base 340 to 1557 and encodes 405 amino acids. The record is from RefSeq and is a predicted model, not a curated record.